Solanum stenotomum is the source of this 486-nucleotide messenger RNA. RefSeq lists its product as uncharacterized. The record is from RefSeq and is a predicted model, not a curated record. The transcript has 3 exons. Lineage: Eukaryota; Viridiplantae; Streptophyta; Magnoliopsida; Solanales; Solanaceae. Bases 1 to 486 code for a protein of 161 amino acids.
AUGACUUGGGACAACUAUCGAAAGGGGAGAAGGAAAAAGGAAAAACCGAACGUCUCUUCCCAAAUUAAUCGAAAAAAUAACGAUGAAAAUAAGACAAGGAGGAAGAAGAAGGAGAAGAUUGUCGAAAAACAUAAUAUUGAAGAUGAAGUAGCAACAAAGAUAGAGGAGCAACCACAUACACAAAAUUCCGUGCAAGCAGUAUCAGAUAAUAAUCACAAUUUCACUAGUUCUUCUAGCAAUCAAAAUGGCACAAGUAGUGCAACCUCUACUAGUGAAAUCCUUUCUUCAUCUCAAAAUAUUGAAGAUCAAAACCAAGAUGAAAUUUUUGAGAAACUUCAAGUGAUAGAUGAAUUACUCCUCAAUGAUAAUUUCCUUUUUCCACCUGAAAAAUGCAUAGAGUUCAAUAAUAAUGAAAAUAAUAUGUUAUUUGAGGAGGUCUAUGAAGAGUAUUUUCAACUUGUUUAUGAAAAUUCAUGUCAUUUUUGA